Molecule: messenger RNA, 2438 nt
Organism: Anthonomus grandis grandis
Lineage: Eukaryota; Metazoa; Arthropoda; Insecta; Coleoptera; Curculionidae
Product: piggyBac transposable element-derived protein 4-like
Exons: 2
Coding region: 527-2092 (521 amino acids)
Source: RefSeq, a predicted model, not a curated record
UAGAGAGGGCUUUAAAGACAAUUCCGAACGAUGGACAACUGGAAUCUGACCAUCAAGAGCCAGAAGAACAAUGUAAUGUCCUUAUUCCCAUAAAUGAUGCACUACUUAGUAAUGACGCAAAUUCAGAGGACAAUAAUCCCUGUAAUGAUCAACUAGUAAUUUUAGGAGAAGAAUCUUUGUUUACUCUUCCAGAAGAACCUUUUUUUACUAUUGAAAAAGAAAUAAUAUUACCUUCAGAUCAGAUUCAAGCAAAAAAACUAUAAUAGAGACCAACCAAAAAAUCGAUUUAAAUACCUGUGUUCCAUCUACUAGUAAAGACAGUGUCGGCUUAGAGGUAACAAAAAAUGGGAAAACCCCUUAUUUAAUUACAUAUAAAGAUAGUAGUUCUGAUUUGGAGGAUGAUCACUACAAAGACUCGGGAUCAAGUUACCAGUGAUUCAGAAGAUGUGACAGAACUCAUCAACGCUAUUUACCGCACUGUUCAAAAACGCCGAGUUACUGGAGUUACGCGCCAGUCUGAUUUAUAAUGGCUUCUGAAGACCACGCGGGUCCGUCAAGGAGCUCUGAAAGGGCAAAAAAAAGGAAGUAUGAUGAAUCAUAUUGUGGGCUUACUGAGUCAGAAGUGAAUAAUAUUCUAGAUGAGAUGAGUGAAAGUGACUUAUAUGCAAGCGAGGAUGAACCAUUUAAAGACAGUGGAAGUGAAUACGUUCCUGAAUCUGAGAGUGACAGUGAGGCGAUUUUUAGCUCCGGAGAAGAUGAGAAUGAUUUGGAAAACCAGAGUAUCCCAGAACAGAACACUGAUACUAAUUUAGACACCCCUGAUACUUUUCAAAAUGUACAAGAUUUUGUUAUACAGUGGGAUUCAAAUGAAUUCGUUCCCAUAGUUCACCAGUUUGAUAGCAUUCAUAGUGGCCUCCAAAACGAAAGCUUAUUGAACGAAAACCGAGAGGUGGAGUAUUUUCUGAACUUUUUCUCCGAAGAAAUAGCCAAAGCUAUUGUUGAAGAAACCAAUCUUUUCGCACAACAACAAAAUGCUAAGAAAUGGAACAAUAUUGACUUGUUCUACGUUUUUAUAGCACUUACAAUGCUGAUGCCACAUGUAAAAAAGUCGGACCUGAAAGACUACUGGUCUACAGAUGAUUUGAUUGGAACUCCAUUCUUCCGGCAAGCGAUGUCUCGUGAUCGAUAUGUGCAAAUAUUGAGAUACUUGCAUUUUAGCAACAACGAAACAGCAGUGGAAGGUAAUCGACUAUACAAGAUCGAAUCCAUUGUGAAUAUGUUUCAAAACAAAUUUCAAAGCCAGUUUUACCCCUUCGAAAACAUCGUAAUAGAUGAAAGCAUGGUUUUGUUCAAAGGUCGGCUGGUAUUCCAACAAUAUAUAAAAUCCAAAAGGCAUCGAUUUGGAAUAAAAUUAUACGUUUUGUGCGACUGUGAAACUGGGUAUGUUUUGAAUUUCAUCGUAUACGUUGGCAAAGAGGAAAAUAAAAAUGCAGAUAUUGACACAGGUCUAGGUUUGUCGGGAAAUGUAGUUGUAAAACUUCUAGAGCCCUAUCUCAACAAAGGACAUUCAUUUUACAGUGACAAUUAUUACACCAGUCCAUAUUUGGCAAGCUAUUUGUUUGAGCAUAAAACUAAUAGUUGUGGGACCGUACGUGCCAACAGAAAGCACAUGCCAAUAUUUGAAAAAAAGUUAAAAAAAGGAGAAACUGAAUGGAGGAGCAGUAACCAUAUUUUAGCUCUGAAGUGGAAAGAUCGUCGUGACGUACAGAUGCUCACAACCUUUCAUGAGAAUAAAAUGAUUAUUCUUCCUAUAAUAGACAGGAUUACCAAGGAAAAUAAGCAGAAACCGUUAUGUGUACUUGCAUAUAACGAAAACAUGGGAGCCAUAGAUAGAGCUGACAUGGUGAUUAGCAGUGUGGAUUAUACUAGAAAAACCAUUAAGUGGUAUAAAAAAUUAUUUUUCCACAUAUUAGAUAUUUCUAUGCUGAAUGCUCACGCUUUAUGGAAGACUCAAAACCCCAACCACGCAUCAUUUCCUUCAUUUCAUCUACAAGUUAUCCGACAGAUACUUCAAAAGUAUCCAACAAAUUAAAAUCCCUAAACCUGGAGCUUCGCAUUGUACUGGACUUGCAAGGCUGUCGGAAAAACAUUUUCCCGCGGAAGUCCCUCCAAAAAAUGGCAAACUACAACUCAGAAGAUGUUGGGUAUGCUCUCACACAACAAAAGGGCCUAAGAAGAGAAAGGAUUCAAAAUAUAUGUGCAACGAUUGUGGAAUCGGACUGUGUGCUACGCCAUGUUUCCAAAUAUACCACGAGCAAGUCGACUUUUAGAAUGUUAUUUUUUUAAAUUUAUUUUUAUUCUUUCUUUUAUAUAGAGUUUAAGUUUCAGUCUGUCAAUAUAUAUUUUGAUUUGUGAAAUAAAUAAAAUUAUAAGUGAAA